Molecule: messenger RNA, 813 nt
Organism: Amblyraja radiata (thorny skate)
Lineage: Eukaryota; Metazoa; Chordata; Chondrichthyes; Rajiformes; Rajidae
Gene: cdh15
Product: cadherin 15, type 1, M-cadherin (myotubule)
Exons: 4
Coding region: 222-758 (178 amino acids)
Biological process (GO): adherens junction organization; cell morphogenesis; calcium-dependent cell-cell adhesion
Cellular component (GO): adherens junction; catenin complex
Molecular function (GO): beta-catenin binding; calcium ion binding; cadherin binding
Source: RefSeq, a predicted model, not a curated record
GCCGCCUCUCCACAGACACACACGCCCGCCUGGCCGCUGCACCCGACAUCGGCGAGGGAACUUACGGCGUGUGGAUCCGUGUCAGCGACUCGGGGCAGCCGCGCCUGUCCCGGGAAUAUGGGCUCAACGUGACCGUGUGUGACUGCCGCGGGGCAGAGGCGUGUUCGCCCGGACUGGGGGCCGUGACUGCGGCUCGGCUGGGACUGAGCCUCGCCGCCUGGAUGGUGAUCCUCAGCAGCGCCCUGGUCCUCCUGUCCCUGCUGCUGUUGCUACUGGUCACGGAGCGGUUCCGCCGCCGCCACCGCAAGGGGCUUCUCGCCGCCUCCGACGACGACGUCCGCGACAACAUCCUCAACUAUGACGAGCAGGGUGGGGGCGAGGAAGACCAGGAUGCCUUCAACAUUGAAGAGCUGAGGAACCCGGGCGAUGCCCUGCCCCGGACCAGGAGCGGCAGCAAGCAGCCCAUCCGGAGGGACACGCCGUGUGCCCGCGGCCAGUCUCGCUACCCCCGCAGCCCCCCCUCCGACCCCAGCAACAUCGAGGACUUCAUCAACCAGGGAUUACACGCGGCCGACACGGACCCGAACGCCCCUCCGUACGACACGGCGCUGAUCUACGACCUUGAGGGCGAGGGCUCUGUGGCCGAGAGCCUGAGCUCCAUCUCGUCCCGCGGCUCCGACUCUGACCAGGAGUACGACUACCUCAGCGACUGGGGCCCUCGCUUCAAGAAACUCGCGGACAUGUACAGUGCUGCGUAGGAACACGGAGCCCAGACACACGGACCCCAGACACACGUUGCCCAGACACACGGAC